This is a messenger RNA of Zea mays, 2295 nucleotides long. RefSeq names its product glycosyltransferase. Gene Ontology annotation, molecular function: galactosylgalactosylxylosylprotein 3-beta-glucuronosyltransferase activity; xylosyltransferase activity. Gene Ontology annotation, cellular component: Golgi membrane. The transcript is spliced from 3 exons. Gene Ontology annotation, biological process: glucuronoxylan biosynthetic process; plant-type secondary cell wall biogenesis. The record is from RefSeq and is a predicted model, not a curated record. Bases 488 to 1843 code for a protein of 451 amino acids. Lineage: Eukaryota; Viridiplantae; Streptophyta; Magnoliopsida; Poales; Poaceae.
UGCCAGUCUGCCACCCACCCAAUUCGGGUGUCCUUUUCCUUCCGGGCGCUUCGUGUCGCACCAGACCACCAGGCCGGCACUGCUCCUCGCUGCCGAUUGCCAAAUUCCCAGGGCGCGGAAGGGGCCAUCAUCCAGCCCCACGCCCCCACCAGGCCACCACAACCAUCCCCCACCACCAGCCGCUUGCCCUUCCUCCCCUGCUGCUGCUGCCGCGCUCCUAAUAAUUGCAUCGCCCCGUCGUCCCCGCCCUGUUAAUCCUGCAGCGGUAGCCUAUCCUGCCUGCCACCUGCCACCUCGCUGCUUAUAUCACCGGCUAGCUCUCCAUCAACGCCACCGCCCGCUGGCUGGCUGGCUGGCUUAGCGCGUGCUGUGAGCCUGUGACCGACUGCGAGAGCACCGCACCGGAGGCCGGAGCACGCCCGCGCGCGUGAGAACCGCAGCGCAGAGCCAGGGGCGCGCAGGGGAUCUUGUCCGCAGGUCGGUAGGCAUGAAGCUGCCGCUGCUGCGGCCGCUGUGGCUGGGCCUGGGGUCCGCGGCGGGGCCGCCCGACGCGGCGCCGGAGCCGGCCAAGCCCUCGCUGCCGGCCGCGUGGCUGUUGCUGCACGCGCUCUUCUGCGCCACCUCCAUGGCCGUCGGCUUCCGCUUCUCCCGCCUCAUCGUCUACCUCCUCUUCCUGCCCACCCCGCCCAUCAACCCCGCCGCGCACCUCGUCUCGCUCGUGUCACCGCCCGCCGUCGUGCUCGCGGGCGGCAACGCCACGGCCAUGGCCACGAUCACCACCACCACCACCACCACGACAACCGUCACCACCACCACCACCGUGGCCGCCGAGAUCAGCGCGCGCCCGCAGCACCACCACCACCACGGCCCCGUCUUCGUCGGCCGCCACCCGAUCCGCGUCCGAGCCUGGCCCCACCCGAACCCCAGCGAGCUUCUUGACGCCCACCGCAUCCUCGCCGCCGUCCAGAACGCGCAGCGUAGCGCCAAGCGCCGCGGCGCGGGGCCCGCCAGGCCCGUCAUUGCCGUCACCCCGACCACCACCUCCGCGCUCCAGGUGCCAUCGCUCACGUCUCUGGCGCACACCCUCCGCCUCGUCGACGCCCAGCUCGUGUGGAUCGUCGUCGAGCCGGGGCACCGCACCGACGCCGUCGCCGCGGUGCUCUCCCGCUCCAACCUCGACUUCCUCCACAUCACCGGCCCUGGAGACUCCACCGCAAGCCUGCGAAUGCACGCCCUCAGGGAGAUUCGGGCGAAGCGGAUGGACGGCAUCGUGGUGUUCGCCGACGAGAACAGCAUCCUCCGUACGGAGCUGUUCGACGAGGCGCAGAAGGUGACCACCGUGGGCGCCGUGCCCGUCGGCAUCCUCGGCGAGGACGACGGCACCAGCGAGUCCUUCCUCCAGGCGCCGUCGUGCGACGCGGAGGGGAAGCUGGUGGGCUACCACGUCUCGGAGGAGACCGUGCUGCCGGCGAACCGGAGCGACAUGCUGAUGGCCAGCAGGCUGGAGUGGGCCGGCUUCGUGGUGAACGCGCGGGCGCUGUGGGAGGACACCAAGGAGCGGCCGCUGUGGGUGCGCGAUCUCAGCGCCAUCGACGAUGCAGACGCUCGCGCCGCCAGCCCUCUCGCGCUCGUCACCGACGCCGGCCGCGUCGAGCCGCUCGCCAGCUGCGCCCAGGCGGCUCUCGCGUGGUCGCUGCGUUCCGACAGUCUCCACGAGGUCAAAUUCCCACACGAGUGGAAAAUCGAUCCGGCACUGCUGAAUACCGGUGCCCGUCAGCAAACUGUUCAACCAGAGACACAACCGAUGCAAACUACUCUAGCGAGCACUGAAGACCAGCACUAGAGGACUUUUUUUUUUGUGGACAGUAGAAGUCAGAGCAAAUCAGGCAGCUGUUGCUCCCCAAGAUUUGUCAAAAGUGUUUCCUCAAGUAAAAAAAAUGACUAAAGUCCCCAGUUCCCCACUGAUGCACCGUCGGUGCCAACCUCUGCCAAAGUAACAGAAGGCCUCAGCUCAGCUCAUUUCUUUGGACUCCAGAUAAAGCUACCAGCAGCACAUGUAAUCUUGGUCACUUCGUCGUCCAAAUCCCCAUGUAUCGACGUAUAAAAAAAUAGGUAAGAAGUUUAAUUAUCCAUACCUCCGUUCCCCUUGCUGUAGAAUACUAGCAUUUUAGGCAUAUUGUUUUCGUGUAAAAUAGAUGAGAGCAGGGACUUGCAAAAGGCUUGUGGUUUGGGAAUCCGAAGCAUUGGUUGUACACUUGUAUGAAAUAAUGAUGGUCCAGUUUUCACUUCGCUUUC